Messenger RNA from Tremella mesenterica DSM 1558, 789 nucleotides. RefSeq lists its product as uncharacterized. Gene Ontology annotation, cellular component: membrane. The record is from RefSeq and is a predicted model, not a curated record. Lineage: Eukaryota; Fungi; Basidiomycota; Tremellomycetes; Tremellales; Tremellaceae. The transcript is spliced from 2 exons. Bases 1 to 789 code for a protein of 262 amino acids.
AUGUCAUCUCAACCUUACGCCCCGCUCUUACCUUCAGAUCGACACAACGACCCUGAUCCCACUCCACCCAUUCUUCAAACUUCGUUCCUACUCCAACUCUAUCGACAAAACACAGGUCUAUGUUUCGUCGCUGGAGCUCAAUUCUUUUUCGCUAUGAUGAAUGUUACUGUUAAAUACUUCAUUGCCACCUCACCCAUAUCCACCUUGAUGCUCAUCUUUGUACGUCAAGUAUUCACCGGAGUGGCUUGUCUUCUCACCCUAUACUCAAUGAACGACCCUCAUUACUUCCUCGGUCCUCCUGAAGUCCGACCGUUAUUAGCUGCAAGGGGUUUCUUCGGAUUCAUAGGUCUAGCAUCGAAUUAUCAAAGUUUUCGUUAUCUCAGCGUUAGUGAUAGUGUUACCAUAGGGUUUCUCACUCCUAGCUUUACAGCUUUACUUGCACUCUUCCUUCUCCGAGAACAUUUAAGUGGACGGGAUGUACUAGCUGGAUUUUUUUGUUUAACGGGAGUGAUAUUGGUUUCGAGACCACCUUUUCUAUUUGGUCAUGGACAACAGAUCGAUAUACCCUCGCCCAGUGAUGGAGGAGAUGAAGGACCUAUUUUACCUGGUCGGAAACCUACCAUUCCUGAUAAUUCUCCGGAGAGAAUGCUGGGAGUUAUUUGGGCUUUGAUAAGUGUGGUAGGAUCAAGUAUAGCGUUUAUCGUCAUUCGUCAUAUUGGUGAUCGUGCACAUGCAAUGCAUACAAUGGCUUAUUUUUCCUACUUGUGCACAGUUGUCACUGCAGUGUAA